AUGAGCGGUCUGGGCAACCUGCUUGGCGCAUAUGGUUCAGAGGAUGAAGAUGAGGAGCAGGAGGAGGAGCAGCAGGCGGCGGAAACACAGCAGACGGGCCAGGUUACGCUGCUGCGCGAGAAUUCGGGGGCCGGCCUAGACCUGUCGCACCUGACCAGCGCGCCCGCCGCCCGGCCGGUGGAGGCAGACACCGCGGCAGCCAAGGCCGGCGCAGGCGAGCUGCUUCGCCCGCAGUCGGCCGCCUCGGAGCAGCGUGAUGAGGGCGGCGCGGGGCCAGCAGAAGGGCCAGCACCCAUGGAUGCAGACGGCGAGCUGCAGGCGGCGGGCGGCGGCGGCGAGCAGCCUCCUGCCACGGCCGACGACCCGCUCAGCCUGCUGCCGCCUGAGAUGCGGGAGCCGCCAGAGGGCGAGUGCGACCCCGCAGCAAAGGUGGCCAGCUGGCUGCACGUGCAGCGCACCCGCGGCAAGUACAUCAACGACGAGAUCCGCAAGAGCAGGGGGUACCGCAACCCCGAGUUCUUUGCCAAGAUGGUGGAGCACCUGGAGAUCCAGCAGUACGGCACCAGCUUCGCGCCAGAGGUGUUCGACCCGUCAGCACUGCCCCCCGAGGACUACCUGGAUGCGCUGCAGAAGGAGUGGACGGCGGAGGAGGAGCGGCGCAAGGCGGCGCGCGCCGCGGGGCAGGGGCGCGUCGAGUUCCUCAAGUCGGCCUCCCAGCCGAGCCUAGUGGGCACCACGCUCAAGCCCGGCCUCAACCAGCCUGGAGUGCUGCAGCCCGCGCCGGCGUACCCCCCUCCCUCUUUGGCGGUGGCGGCGGCGGCCGCGCAGGCCAAGGCGGCGGCGGUGGCGGCGGCGGCGCAGCAGCAGCAUGCGCAGGCGGGGCUCAGCGCGGCCGCGGCGGUGGCGGCGGCGCAGGCCAAGGCAGCGCAGCUGGCGGCGCAGAUAACAGCAAACAUGCAGCGGCGGUAG
Chlorella variabilis is the source of this 969-nucleotide messenger RNA. RefSeq lists its product as hypothetical. The record is from RefSeq and is a predicted model, not a curated record. The transcript has 6 exons. Gene Ontology annotation, biological process: regulation of DNA-templated transcription. Gene Ontology annotation, cellular component: nucleus. NCBI's taxonomy places the organism in Eukaryota, Viridiplantae, Chlorophyta, Trebouxiophyceae, Chlorellales, Chlorellaceae. Bases 1 to 969 code for a protein of 322 amino acids.